AUGUCAGCAGACGAGGAGAAGAAAAUAAUAGACAACGCUGAGGAGGAAGAGGAGGAUGAGGAGGAAACGAACAACCCGCAAGCUCAGGCGGUAGAUGGCGAAGGAGCAGCCAAGAAGAAGAAGAAGAAAAAGAACAACAACAAGAAGAAAAAGAAGGCAACAGCGCAAUCAGAGCCACCUCGCGUAGGCAUUACGAAGCUCUUCCCCAAUGGCAGUUAUCCUGAGGGAGAGAUACAGGAAUAUUCCGGCGAAAACUCGUACAGAACGACAUCAGCUGAGAAGAAGGAAGCUGAGAAGCUGGCGAUGGCAGAUCCCGUAAAGACAUACAGCGAUAUACGUAGAGCUGGUGAGGUGCAUCGUCAAGUACGCAGCUACGUCCAGCGCAGUGUCAAGCCUGGAAUGUCAAUGACAGAGAUUGCAGAGAUGGUCGAAGACGGAACACGGGCGUGUGUUGAAGAGGAUGGCCUCAACAGUGGCGUUGGUUUCCCUACCGGCGUCAGUCUGAAUGAUUGCGCUGCGCACUACACACCCAAUGCGGGUGAUAAGACUGUUCUCAACGCAUCAGAUGUACUCAAAAUUGAUUUCGGCGUUCACGUCAACGGUCGCAUCGUUGAUUCGGCAUUCACGCUCAACUUUGAACCAACUUAUAACAAACUCCUCGAAGCUGUCAAGGCUGCGACUAAUACAGGUAUCAAAGUCGCUGGUAUUGAUAUGCGUUUGGGCGAUAUAGGCGCUGAAAUACAAGAAGUCAUGGAGAGCCAUGAGGUUGAAGUGAAUGGGACGACGUACCCAGUGAAGGCUAUCCGCAACCUCUGUGGCCACUCUAUCGAUAAAUAUAAAAUCCACGGCGGGAAAUCCGUCCCGAUUGUGAACAACGGUGAUCAAACUAAGAUGGAAGAAGGGGAGUACUACGCUAUUGAGACGUUCGGUAGUACCGGAAGAGGUUACGUCAGUGACCAAGGUGUUUGCUCGCACUAUGGACGUAACAAGGACGCGCCUCACGUACCACUACGCACACAAUCAGCAAAAUCAUUGUUAAAGGUGAUUGACAAGAACUUUGGUACGCUGCCAUUCUGCCGUAGAUAUCUCGAUCGGAUUGGAGAAUCGAGGUAUUUACUCGCAUUGAACAAUCUUGUGGAUGCCGGUAUCGUGAAUGACUACCCACCUUUGCACGAUAUUAAGGGUAGCAUGACAGCACAAUUUGAGCACACCAUCUUGCUUAGACCGACAGUUAAAGAGGUUGUGAGUAGGGGAACUGACUAUUAG
Molecule: messenger RNA, 1266 nt
Organism: Wallemia ichthyophaga EXF-994
Lineage: Eukaryota; Fungi; Basidiomycota; Wallemiomycetes; Wallemiales; Wallemiaceae
Product: Methionine aminopeptidase 2-like protein
Exons: 2
Coding region: 1-1266 (421 amino acids)
Biological process (GO): proteolysis
Molecular function (GO): metalloaminopeptidase activity
Source: RefSeq, a predicted model, not a curated record